CAGCAACUCUAGCUUCCCACACGUGUCCUCUUCGCGAAAGAAAUGGCGUUGUUGUAUGGUUGCGUUAAGAAAAUAUACAGAUUCGUUCUUAAUUGCAAAUGAAAAUGAAGUUAGUUGUGUGAUAAUCAUCAUUAAUCACACACUGAUCGGAGAAAACUCAAACCACGAGAAAGAGAGAGAGAUCUGACUAAUUUGGCGAAUUUGUGGAGGGAAUCUAAACGAUGAAGGCGGAGAAGAGUCCGAUUCAGUCCGUGAUGUCGUGGAUUCGCCGGCAGCCGCCGAAGGUAAAGGCAUUUCUUUGUGUGGUUUCGGCAAUGACGGUGCUCGUUUUCCUCAGGGUGAUUGUCCAUGAGCACGACAACCUUUUCAUCGCUUCCGAGGCUGUCCAUGCCCUCGGAAUCUCUGUUCUCAUCUAUAAGCUCACCAAAGAGAAGACUUGCGCUGGGAUAUCUCUCAAGACACAGGAGCUAACGGCUCUGUUUCUGGCUGUCCGAUUGUAUUGUAGUUUUGUAAUGGAAUUUGAUCUUCACACAUUGCUCGAUUCAGCUACUUUGGUUACGACUCUUUGGGUCAUCUAUAUGAUCCGUUUCAAGCUUAGACCUACUUAUAUGGAAGAUAAAGACAAUUUUGCUAUAUACUACGUUGUGAUCCCAUGUGCUGUUGUAGCUUUCCUCAUUCACCCAUCAACACGUCACCACAUCAUAAACAGGCUCUUUUGGGCAUUCUGUGUUUAUCUUGAAGCUGUUUCAGUUCUUCCUCAAUUAAGAGUCAUGCAGAACACUAAGAUCGUGGAACCUUUCACAGCACAUUACGUAUUUGCUUUGGGAAUCGCUAGGUUCUUGAGUUGUGCACACUGGAUCCUUCAGGUGUUGGAUUCGAGAGGGCGGUUACUGACUGCAUUAGGGUAUGGACUAUGGCCUUUAAUGGUUCUUCUCUCUGAAAUCAUCCAAACCUUCAUUCUUGCAGAUUUCUGCUAUUACUAUGUUCAAAGUUUAAUGGGUGGACAGCUCGUUCUUCGUCUCCCGUCUGGUGUGGUGUAAGAAGCUUUGCCUAAUGGGUUGCUUUGAGCUUAUGGAGGUUUUAAUGAUUAGAGAUUUUGAUAUACUAUAGUUUAAAUAUAUUUUUUAGCAAAGAAGCAUUAAUCAGAAUUAGUUUUCCAUAGUAAUGUUUAGUUCGGAUUUCGUUGUGAUGACGUUUUGACUCCACGAUCAGACACAACGCUUUAUAGUUCCAACUUUUGACGCUUAAAAAAUAUAACCAGCUGUUUUAUGG
Messenger RNA from Eutrema salsugineum, 1272 nucleotides. Its product is annotated as putative ER lumen protein-retaining receptor C28H8.4. Gene Ontology annotation, biological process: protein retention in ER lumen. Gene Ontology annotation, molecular function: ER lumen protein retrieval receptor activity. Bases 222 to 1040 code for a protein of 272 amino acids. The record is from RefSeq and is a predicted model, not a curated record. The transcript has 6 exons. NCBI's taxonomy places the organism in Eukaryota, Viridiplantae, Streptophyta, Magnoliopsida, Brassicales, Brassicaceae. Gene Ontology annotation, cellular component: membrane.